GAUAGAUAGAUAGAUAGAUAGAUAGAUAGAUAGAUAGAUAGAUAGAUAGAUAGAUAGAUAGAUAGAUAGAUAAUUUCGCUACACAAAACCUUGUAUUAAGACCAUUUAAACGGUGCGUGUAAGGUUGGAUCCGAUUAUGUGCAUGUCAGAGUGCAUUUGAAGCAGAUAUAAACGCGCAUGCGUGCGGUAUAGUGAAGCUGAGCGAGAGCUUGCAGUAGAUGGGUGUGUGAACGAAGGCUGGAGUUAGUCUUUACCGGACACCAAUGGAGAAAAGCUAAUGGGGUCUGAACUGGAGAGGGGAAAACGUCCACCACAGAAUACUGGAAAUGCAACCCAAGUGCAGAAUACUACCCCCAACACUCACAUCUUGGGAAGUGUGAACACCCAAACAGUUGGCUUGUUUAACUCUCCCUCAAAUGCCUGCUGCUUCUGUUGGUGUUGCUGCUGCAGCUGUUCUUGUUUGACAGUACGCUCUGCUAAGGAGGAAAGAAUUCUGACGACGAUCUCCGAAAAAGAAGAGGACAUUGAUACCAACCAAAUGCCUCAGCUCACUCUGGAGGAGGUACACACAUGGGGAGAGACAUUUGAGCGGUUAAUAAAAAGUGCACAAGGUCGUGUGCACUUCCGACAGUUUCUUAAGACUGAGUUUAGUGAAGAAAACCUGAUGUUCUGGCUCGCCUGUGAGGAUCUAAAGAAAGAGACCAACAAAACCAUGGUAGAACAGACUGUGAAACAAAUAUAUGAGGACUACAUUUCUGUAUUGUCACCUAAAGAGGUAAGUCUGGAUUCACAUGCACGUGAAGUGAUCAACAGGAACAUGCAGGAACCCUCAUCAUGCACGUUUGACGAGGCACAACAGCAGAUCUACACGCUCAUGCAGCGAGACUCCUACCCACGAUAUAUGAACUCCAGCAUGUACGCAGACCUCAUACAGAGCCUUGAACAAGUCAAUGAGUCUUAACAUACAUAUAUGAAUGUACACAAUACCUAGACUUUAGACACAGGCUUAUUACACUUGCCUAAAGACCAGAUAGAUCCCUUUGGUGCUGUUUACACUUACCAUCCAUCCCAAGUGAUUAGGUCAGCCAAGACAGACUGGCAUACACAUCUGGUAUUUACACACAUUUCAACUGCAUCUCCUGUGACUAGUUAUUGUAUUUUGUUGACAGAGUGCCCUCAGAAUGUUUUUUUUUUUUUUUUUUUUUUUUUUUUAUAUUUUAGUAAAAUGGCUGGAAUAACAUAUGGCUUUUACCAAUGUUUUAUUUAUUUGUGUAUUUAUUUCAAGACACAUACA
Messenger RNA from Cyprinus carpio (common carp), 1294 nucleotides. RefSeq names its product regulator of G protein signaling 20. The record is from RefSeq and is a predicted model, not a curated record. NCBI's taxonomy places the organism in Eukaryota, Metazoa, Chordata, Actinopteri, Cypriniformes, Cyprinidae.